This is a messenger RNA of Bicyclus anynana (squinting bush brown), 1463 nucleotides long. RefSeq lists its product as uncharacterized. The transcript is spliced from 2 exons. NCBI's taxonomy places the organism in Eukaryota, Metazoa, Arthropoda, Insecta, Lepidoptera, Nymphalidae. The coding region runs from base 353 to 967 and encodes 204 amino acids. The record is from RefSeq and is a predicted model, not a curated record.
UUGUCGUCUGUGGUAAAAGUAAAUAAAUAGAAAAAAAAUCUUUGUUUAUUACAAAUUUAAAUUCCUUUGUUAAUUUUAGGUAAUUAAUCAAAUCUGCGAUGUGAUUUUUGUCCAUGAUUAUUGAAUUAGUGAUUUUUACUCCUACAUUUCUUUAUUCUGAGCACUGUGGUUGUCGAUAUAAGUAUCAUAGUCUGUUUUGUGAAUCAAUCUACGCGCACAAUGCACAUGCAAUCACAUCGCGAUCGAAAGUAAAUAGAUAAAUUAAUUCUCAUUUUAUUAGGUUUUUUAGAUAACAAAGAGGAAUACAACUAUUUUCUAUUUCGACGUUCAAACAAAUUACAAUAGAAACACAAUGGUAAAGAAGGUUUGGUCGAAGCAUGAAACGAAAGCUUUCAUUGCGAGAUAUAAAGAAAACCCUAUACUUUGGAACCCUAAAAUAAAGGAUUAUAGAAACCAGGCAAAGAGAAGAAAGAUAGAAAACUAUUUGUCCGCAGAAUUUAACACAACAGUUUUCGAAAUAGGUAGAAAAAUACGUAUAUUAAGAACACAGUGGUUAAAGGAGUAUAAAAAAUUCAAGUAUUUUGCGUUAAAUGGGAAAGAAUACCAAAGCAAUUGGAUAUGGUUUAAGGCUUUAAAAGCUGUAUUUGGUUUAAAUCGAGAUAUCGAGAUAUCAGAUGGUAAUUCAAUAGACGAUGAGCAAGGAGAUGAAGAAAUAUAUAUAAAUAUCACUGAAGAUUUAAUAAGUACAGAAGAAUCAAGUGUUGUAAACUUUACAAAUGAAGAGUAUAAAAGUUAUGAGAAGCAAACAAUGACAAACAAUGAUGAAUAUCAAAAAUUUGGUGAUUAUGUAGCUUAUCAAUUACGUUCCAUGCAUUAUAGGAAUAAUAUCAAGGAAUUAAAGAGCACCAUUGAACAAAGUAUAACCAAAUGGCAGAAGAAAGAUAACAAAGAAUAUUAUUCCACAUGAAAAUCUUCAUUAAAAAAAGCAACUAAAUCAAAUUAAGACAAUGGUUAUGCACAUUUGUCCUAUCUCUAGUAUAAAACAGCGUUGUUUUGAAACCUUUCUUCAAAGUACUAUACGAAAUUAAGCUAGUUUAUGAAUCUAUGAAGGAUUUUCCAACCAAAGGUGUGAACGGAUCAAACAUCACGAUAAGAAAAACAUGGCCCGAGCGGUUGACCACUACUCCCCACCUAACUCACUGAAUAUUUAGUACUAUCUCGGCUCAUGACAACACGACCUAUCGAAUGACUCACUCGCGCCAACAUACUGGCCCUCGUCACAGUAGAUAUUAUUAUAUGUGAUCGUGAUAUUGACUCUUACGUGGUCGUGUUAUGUCGACUCGGGCUACUGUUCCUCCGUUUCAUCAAGUGAUACGUGUUACCUAUUUACUUUUUUAUAGUGAUAAAUUAGGUUAAGAUGAAAAAUGACUUCUUUUUAUAUACGAUAAACGAUAAUAAUUAUU